GAGUGAGUGAGUGAGUGAGCAAAACAAAUCAGUCUCGACAGGGGAAGGUGAAGGCCAUUGGUGCGGUUCACGUUUACGGCAGUUAAACAGCUGUGAAAAUUACUCGAUACAAGUUGCGAAGUAUUAUCGCAAAGCAGUAGCUGAUUUUGGCGUUCGAAGUACACUGUUGAUAAGUGAUGAUUGCAAUCAACUGAGCACCAUGGAAGAUAUUAAAGACAAACUGAUCCCCAACAUCCAUUUUGCCAACGAUGACGAGGAGGAGUUCAACGAGGAGAUCGGUAACACCCGGAAGCCAACGAUCCCCUCCAUACGGCAACGAAACUCGCAGAUCCAUGCGUUGGAAAAUCUCGAUCAAAUCGAGGAGGAGGAAAAGCUAAACGAAUUUCGAUCGGUGUUGAAAGCUGGCGGACCGAAAAAGGGUGUCACCUUUGGAGAUGGAGUGCGGAAAAGGGGCGCCAUGGCGUCGCGUAUUCCUGAGCUGAGCAGUAGCAAUAGUGAGGAUUUCGAGCGCUUUGGCGAUUCGUUUAUGGUGUUGGAGUUUAGCGAGGGGACCGCGACGGAGACGAUCCAAUGGGUGAUCGAUAAGAUUCGGGGGAGGAAGGUCGAUGGCGGUGCGGAACUGAUGGUGCGGAAGGAACCACUUACCAAAGAAACUCAAACGCUGAUUCUGCAUAUCUCAGCAACGCAGAUGAAGUUCCUGGAGAUAGCCGACGACAUGGGCUUUAUGAAGCGAACCAAGACUGGAAUCAUCAGGAAUUUUAACGUUGCUUGUUUGGACGAUUUUUUCUAUGAUGAGCACAUGACGCUGGAGGACAUCCUGACGCCGGCGGAUCGGCAGAUAAUCAUCAAGCACGCCCUCGAAAACAUUCGUGCCUCGGAAAGGGAGCAGCACAUUCCGGGCACCAAGACACAACUCUACCACGGCCAAUCGAUCAUUCAGGCUGCCCAGCGAGUUGAAAUCAUAACAAAUUUCUACUCCUUGCAUGACAAACCGAAACUGCGGAAACUGCGCCACGUGUGGAUCAAACCGACCAAAGAGCAGCCGAUCGAUGAAAUUCGUGACUAUUUCGGGGAAAGUGUCGGGAUGUAUUUUAGCUUUUUGGGGUUCUACACGUACGCGUUGAUUGUUCCGACGGUGCUGGGGCUGCUGCAGAUGCUUCUAUCGGAAGAGACGGAAACCGUGCCGUUUUUCUGCGUCUUUUACGUCGUGUGGAUAAAGGUGUUUCUGGAGCUGUGGAAGCGGAAGAGUUCGGCCCACGCGUAUCGCUGGGGUACGAUCACGAUGACCAAUUUGGAUGAACCUCGGGUGGGCUACUACGGGAAGUUGGGUAGGGAUCCGGUGACGGGGAAGGUCACUCCUCAGUACCCCAAGUGGAAGACUUAUGUGCAGAUGUACUGCGUUACUGCGCCGAUCAUACUUUUCUGCAUAUCGAUCGCCGGAUUUGUGACGAUCUUCCAGUUCUACGUGGAGAGUUAUCUGGCUGAAGUGUUCGGGAUCGAUUCGUACAUUAUGUACGUACCGUCGAUAGUGAAUGCUAUUUAUAUUGCCAUUUCUACGAUAGCGUAUGAUCGACUGGCUACUUAUUUGACGGACAAGGAGAAUCAUCGGACUCAGAGUCAGUACGAGCGACAUCGUGUCAAUAAGCUGAUUGUGCUGGAGUUCGUGAACAACUUCCUGUGUCUGUUCUACAUUGCGUUUAUCUUGCAGGACAUGAAAAUGCUCAAAACCCAACUGAUGAUGCAGUUGAUCGUACUCCAAUUCGUGCAAAAUGUGCUGGAAAAUCUGCUUCCCUACCUCAAGAAGAAGGUAGCUCUAAUCUCGAACAAGCUGUUCGUCAAGUCCAACUACGAGCGGUUGCAGCAGGCCUACGAAGAGUACGAUCAGAUGGGUAUCCUAUCGCUGGACGAUGAUGACCUGAGGAUCGUGCGGCACAAGAAGGAAAGCGUCAUGGAGGAGUACAACACGUACGACGACUAUCUGGAGUUGUACAUUCAGUUCGGCUACGUGGUGCUGUUCUCGUCCGUAGCUCCGAUGACGGCUUUCUGGGCGAUAUUGAACAACGUGAUCGAGAUUCGGUUGGAUGCGUACAAGUUGUGUUCGUUCUUCAAGCGGCCUUUCGCCAGGAGGACGAAGAACAUUGGAGCAUGGCAGUUGGCGUUUGAGACGCUGGCGAUCAUUUCGAUUAUGACCAACUGCGGGAUCCUGUAUCUGUCGCCGCAGAUGAGGGAACUGGCCAACAACGUAAGCUCGGAGGCGUACGCCAUCAGCUUCCUAGUCAUCGAACACGUCCUGCUUGGCCUGACGUGGUUCAUCUACAAAGCCAUCCCGGACACUCCCCUGUGGGUACGCGUCGCUCUAGCCAAAGCCGACUACGAAUCGCGACAGGCUCUAAAACGAGAGGACUAGAGAAGCCGACACACCAUGUAACCAUGCAUUCAUGUUGCUGCAUUUCCUAGAGAGUGUCAUAGUCAUCACCCUUGUGCCUACACGAACAUGUUUUGAAUUCGAGCCAGUGUUUUGCAGUACAAUUAUCAAUUCAUGCAGAAUAUAAACGCAACAAUAAUAACGAUCAGACUGCCGCUGUUUACAAUUUGCUAUGCUAGAGGGGCCAUUCCAGGGAAAAAAACACAAUUUUAUAACAUCAGUAUAACUGGUAUAACUAUUUUCGUCAGGGUUUCAUGAACGUUCUCCAAAAAGUUCCUCUAUGUAUGAAUGAAAUUAUUUGUAAACUUGUCAAAUGUGUCUAAAAAUGGAAGAGUAUCUCUAGGUGAUACCAAAUUCAAUAACAUGUGCCAAUUGAUGCGUCGAUUUCUUAUGGAAUGGCUCAAUAGCAAAAAUGUGUGAUAUGAUUAACCUUAUUUGUGAAGACUAACAAUUUUAUUGAAUUGAUCCUUUAUUUAUCCAACACCGAUCUACGGUCAAAGUUCGUUACGUGUUCAAUGUUAUACCUACAUGUUACAUGUUCGAGUUUGUGAAUUUCUAUUUAAAUUGCUCAAAUAAGUCGCCCACCGGGACGACGGUCAUGUUUCUUCAACAGCGAACACAGCAAUGCUUCGUAUGUAGCAACGACGACGGAUGAUCAGUUUGACCGGUAGAUUGGCUUUUAGCGACUAAAAGUGCAUGGCAAGGAUUUGAUUUGGCAUUUGCUCAGUCCGGAUAUGGGUUAUUAAUCUUUUCUAAAUUAUUCGUCCCCGAAACAGAACGCGCAACGAUCUCGGAAUCUACUGUUUCGGCGCUUCCGGAGUGUGUACGAUUCGCACUCGAUGCUGACGUAAGCCUUCAUUUAAACGUUCGGAAGCGAACGCGUUUUUAGUUGUUUUACUAGAUCUGCACGGAUUGAGCGUGAAAGAGCCGUUGUUGAAAUAAAUUAUGAAUCGUUGAACUACUU
Molecule: messenger RNA, 3389 nt
Organism: Aedes albopictus (Asian tiger mosquito)
Lineage: Eukaryota; Metazoa; Arthropoda; Insecta; Diptera; Culicidae
Gene: Axs
Product: anoctamin-10
Exons: 8
Coding region: 200-2407 (735 amino acids)
Source: RefSeq, a predicted model, not a curated record